Branchiostoma belcheri (Belcher's lancelet) is the source of this 2365-nucleotide messenger RNA. RefSeq lists its product as uncharacterized. The transcript is spliced from 9 exons. Gene Ontology annotation, molecular function: signaling receptor activity. Lineage: Eukaryota; Metazoa; Chordata; Leptocardii; Amphioxiformes; Branchiostomatidae. Gene Ontology annotation, biological process: nervous system development. The record is from RefSeq and is a predicted model, not a curated record. Gene Ontology annotation, cellular component: signaling receptor complex; external side of plasma membrane. Bases 8 to 1579 code for a protein of 523 amino acids.
UCGCAGGAUGCAGCAUGGUUUCGGGGAGGAGAGGUGUGUUUGGUCCGGUAUGACCACGAAUGCCUUUCUUUUGUCAGUACUUGGACUCGCUCUGCUAAACGCAGCAGCCGUUACUAUGGCGUCAGUGACAGAAGGACAGGGAGGUGUGAACUGUCUGAAGGCUGUAGAGAAGUGCGAGGCCACGGAACAGUGUCGGCUCGUGCUGCACUACUACUACAAAAGUUGCCGCCAGUCAGAUGAAGUCUGUGUGGAAGACAGAGCAACCCAAUGCCGAGAUGCUUACAUCGCCUUACAGCGGUACAUGGACAAGUGUGAUUGUGGGAACACCGACAAGAGCCGUCUGGAACACUGCAUGGACACAGAACAAAGGCUGUUCCACCAUCCCUGUAACGUUGAAGAAGGCCUCUCCUGCAUAGGCAAGGAAGAAGACAUCGACAAAAGCAGGCAAUACCAGGUCACACUGCCACCGAGGCCGAUCAGCUGUAACGAAGCAAAGACCGAGUGCAAGAACUCCUCGUACUGCAACGUGGUUUACGUCAACUUCCGAGCGAGCUGCCCCACCACCCGUCACCAGUGUACGGCCGCCAUGAAGGAGCGGUGUAGAGAAUCACGUGACAGGCUGAGCCUCACAAGCCUGGGGCAUUGCAUCUGUCCCAAGGGCAUGCCGGGAGAACGAAAAUGCCGUCGUAUCCUGUCUAGAAUACACCGAGAUCCUUGCAGACAACAAGACAUCUUUGACUACCCUCCGGAGCCAAGAGCAGCCCUACAUGACACGGGUUACACAAGCAGCUGCUUUGCUGCCUUUGACCGAUGUAACUCCAACUAUGACUGCCGGACGUCCCUCGCCCAUUACAUCCACAUGUGCGAGCCUGACGAGAUUACCGGAACAUGUGACAGACCGGCAUGCAUUGGGGCCAUCCGGGACCUUUUCAAGUACGCGCCAUCGAACUUGACCCAGCCUCUGGUCGAGUGCAGAUGUGGAAAGCAUGACAAGGACUGCGUCUCUCUGAAAAACGGUCUCCUGCCUGUUUGUGCGCGGCCAUCCUCUCAAGUGCCCGACUGUCUGGAGUUACACCGGCAAUGCAAGAAUGGUCAACACUGUCGGCGGACUUCGUGUGGUGACAUGCUGGCCACCAUGCCGUGCGAGUGCCGUGGGCGGGGCAGACGACAUCGGCGCUGUUCCAAGGUUCUGAGAGAGAUGGUGGUCAACGACUGUGGAGAGAACGCCAGGAACUCGCGGACGGUUACAGCUCGACUUGAGCAAGGCACCACGACGUCCGAUCUGCCUCCUCCUUCCUCCCGGCAUUCUGUAACAUGCCGGGCCCGGCAUUCCCUACCCAGGGCGACCACAUCUACCCCGCUCAUGGUCAGCAACACUACCACGUUACUUGCUAUGCCAGAUACGCUGGUUGCACCGCAAAGUCCAGACGAAACCAACAACGGGAACAAUGACGGGUCUACACUAGAGCGACCCCAUGCGACUGGAUCGUCAACUGCUUCUCUUCGUCAGUUUGCUUGUCUGUACAAACUUGAAUGGACACUCGCUAUGUUGUAUGUAAUGGCAAUAAUAUUGAUGUAAAGUUCACUACGAAAGAUAUAAUAUAUACAUGCAGUGUUAUUUGUGACCAUGUCUGGUGUUUUACUGAUGAGAGAUUUUCAAGGUACACUACUGAAGACUGAGAUUGAGAUCGAAACUCACAUUUGUACACUUGUGUGAGUGAAUUGUAUUUGUAACACUAAUUCCACACAGCAAACCGACUACAUGGCACAUUAUCUUAGUCACAGCAGGUGAAAAGUGAAAUGGUGCUGGACUGCUGGUAUUGUUUUUAACCUACUCGAAGAUUGUAAGUCGAAUUCUCACAAUUCCCCACGGUUGUGUGCAGUGGUUGCUGUUAGGGCAAUAUUAAUUUGUUACUUUCGGGUACGGAAGUAUUGUUUUAGGUGGCUUAUGUAUGUUCUUUGUGUCUGUUUGUCCGGAUAGAGAAGUUUGAUAGCACGUGGGUUGGGGAAAAUUGACGAGCAGAAUGACAGGAGGUCUGAGAAUCUGGCUCGGGAGCCAGCAGGAAUUAGAGGUCGCUAUGGGAAAUUCAAGACGUUGUGGAUUUCAUACUUUUCUGGGAAGUCUGACAUCUCCGAUUUGUUGUUCCGUUUGUGAUAUAAUAUAGUAUAGUAUGGCUCAAUAAUGCAUCUAUCGUAUUAUAGUCUGUCAGCAGAUGUUGAGUCAAGCAAAAGUACAGCAAAAGACAACGCCCCUUUCAGAAUGGCUAUGCAAAAAGAUCAGGAGGCUGCAAAUGGGAUUUAUAACGAUUAAAGCACCUUAACAUUGCUUAUCAUUAUGUUAAUAUAUAAUGUGCCUAUGAAUCCA